CGCACCAUGCUCGGGGCUCCGCUUCUGCGGCUGCUGAUUGCAGUCUCCACUGCAGUGGCCGUGGCCAGCGUGCCCGGGAGUGCGCUGCCCACCACCACUGGGGAUGCCACCCUGGCCUUUGUCUUCGACGUCACCGGCUCCAUGUGGGACGACCUGAUGCAGGUGAUCGACGGCGCCUCGCGCAUUCUGGAGCAUACCCUGAGCCGCGGCAGCCAGGCCAUCGCCAAUUACGCGCUGGUGCCCUUCCACGACCCAGAUAUUGGACCGGUGACCCUCACAGCAGACCCAGCGCUGUUCCAGAGGGCGCUGAGAGAGCUCUAUGUGCAGGGAGGUGGUGACUGCCCAGAGAUGAGCGUAGGCGCCAUCAAGGCUGCCGUGGAGGUCGCCAACCCUGGCUCCUUCAUCUAUGUCUUCACGGACGCCCGUGCCAAGGACUUUCACAGGAGGGAGGAGGUGCUGCAGCUCCUGCAGCUCAAACAGUCCCAGGUGGUCUUUGUGCUGACAGGGGACUGUGGUGACCGCACCCAUCCUGGCUACCAGGCCUAUGAGGAGAUUGCUGCCACCAGCUCUGGGCAGGUGUUCCACCUGGACAAACAGCAAGUGACGCAGGUGCUGAAGUGGGUGGAGUCAGCUAUCCAGGCCACCAAGGUGCACCUGCUGUCCACGGACCACGAGGAGGAGGGCGAGCACACGUGGAGACUCCCCUUCGACCCCAGCCUGAAGGAGGUCACCAUCUCAUUGAGUGGACCAGGGCCUGAGAUCGAAGUUCGAGACCCCCUGGGGAGGAUCUUGCAGAAGGAUGAGGGCCUCAACGUGCUCCUCAACAUCCCUGACUCGGCCAAGGUCGUGGCCUUUAAGCCUGAGCAUCCUGGGCUGUGGUCCAUCAAGGUCUACAGCAGCGGCCGCCAUUCAGUGCGAAUCACAGGUGUGAGCAACAUCGACUUCCGGGCCGGCUUCUCCACACAGCCCUCUCUGGACCUCAACCACACCAUCGAGUGGCCCUUGCAAGGGGUCCCCAUCUCCCUGGUGAUCAACUCCACAGGCCUGCAGGCACCUGGCCGUCUUGACUCAGUAGAGCUCACACGUAGCUCAGGGCAGCCCCUCCUGACUCUGCCCAUGCGACCCCUCUCCAAUGGAUCCAGCUACCAGCUGUGGGGCGGUUUGCCCUUCCACGCCCCGCAAGAGCGCUUCUAUCUCAAGGUGAAGGGCAAGGACCACGAGGGACACACUCUCCUCCGCAUGUCUGGAGUUUCCUACAGUGGGGUGCCCCCAGGCGCCCCCCUGGUCAGCAUGCCACCCAGGAUCCAUGGCUACUUGCGCCAGCCCCUGCUGCUGACCUGCUCCGUGCACAGCGCCCUCCCCUUCCGCCUGCAGCUGCUGCGGAGUAGAGCCCAGCUGGGCGAGGAGAGGCACUUUCAGGGGUCAGGAAAUAGCAGCUGGGAGAUCCCCCGGGCCUCUAAGGCCGAGGAAGGCACGUAUGAGUGCGUGGCAGUCAGCAGGGCUGGUACUGGACGAGCGAAGGCCCAGGUUAUCGUCACAGACCCUCCACCACGGCUGAUCCCUGCUACCAAUGUGACUGUGUCCCCUGGGGAGACUGCCGUUCUAUCCUGCCAGGUCCUCGGCGAGGGCCCCUACAACUUGACAUGGGUCCGGGACUGGCGAGUCCUGCCAGCCUCGAUGGGCCGAAUCACCCAGCUAGCUGACCUGUCCCUGGAGGUCAGUGCUGUCAUCCCUAGUGAUGGCGGGCGGUACCAGUGCGUGGCCAGCAAUGCCAAUGGGGUCUCAAGGGCAUCCGUGUGGCUCCUGGUGCGAGAGGCUCCACAGGUCAGAAUCCACACCAGGUCCCAGCGCUUCUCCCAGGGCGUGGAGGUGAAGGUCAGCUGCUCGGCCUCUGGGUACCCCACGCCUCACAUCUCCUGGAACCGUGAUGGCCAUGCCCUGCAAGAGGACAGCAGAAUCCGUGUGGAUGCCCAGGGAACUCUGGUUAUUCAAGGGGUGGCCCCAGAGGAUGCUGGAAAUUAUAGCUGCCAGGCUACUAACGAGGUCGGCACAGACCAGGAGAUGGUCACCCUCUAUUACACAGACCCCCCGUCGGUCUCUGCGGUAAACGCCGUGGUGCUCGCUGCCGUUGGGGAGGAGGCUGAGCUGGUGUGUGGGGCAGCUGGGGUCCCCCCGCCCAGGAUCGUCUGGUAUCGAGGGGGUCUUGAGAUGAUUCUGCCUCCUGAGAGCUCUAGCUCUGGGACACUGCGGAUCCCAGCGGUCCAGGAAAGAGAUGCUGGCGUCUAUACCUGCCGAGCUGUCAAUGAGUUGGGUGACGCCUCUGCAGAAAUCCGGCUGGCAGUUGGAUAUGCGCCCCGGCUGACGGAGCUGCCCCGGGAUGUCACUGUGGAGCUGGGGAAGAGCGCCCUCCUGGCAUGCCGGGCCACAGGCCACCCACCCCCAAUGGUCACCUGGCACCGUGGAGAUGGCCAACCACUGGGGCCUGCGCACGGCAGUGGGACUGGGCAACCCGAGUCAGGAGUGCUGUUCUUUGAAAGUGUGUCUCCUGAAGACCAGGCCCCCUAUGUCUGUGAAGCUCGAAAUGUCUUUGGAAAGGCCCAGGCCAAGGUCCAGCUUGUCAUCACGGGACACAUCCCCCCACAGAUCGCCAGCAGUGCCCCCACCGUUCGUGUCCUGCAGGGGCAGCCUGUGUCCCUGCCCUGUGUCAUCCUGGCUGGGAGACCCCUCCCGGAGAGGCGCUGGCUGAAGGCUGGCCGGCCCCUCCCACCUGGCAGCCAGCACUCUGUCCGUGCAGAUGGCAGCCUCCACCUUGACCGGGCGCAGCGAGAGGAUACAGGGCGGUACCGCUGUGUGGUCACCAACACAGCUGGCUCUCAGCACCGGGAUGUGGAGCUGGUUGUCCAGGUGCCACCUAGAAUCCAUCCCACUGCCACCCACCACGUCACCAAUGAAGGGGUUCUGGCCUCUCUCCCCUGCGUCGCUUCAGGAGUUCCUACCCCCACCAUCACCUGGACCAAGGAAGCCAAUGCCCUGACCUCCAGGGGCCCCCACUACAAUGUGAGUGAUGAUGGCACCCUGGUCAUUGCCCAGCCAUCUGCCCAGGAUGCAGGGGCCUAUGUCUGCACAGCCACCAAUGCUGUAGGUUUCUCCAGCCAGGAGAUGCGGCUUUCUGUCAACACCAAACCCAGGAUCCUUGUGAAUGGGUCACAGGACGUGGAUGUGCCUCUGAGGAUCAUAGCAAAGGCUGGCCAAGAGGUGACCCUGGACUGCGAGACUCAGGGCUCCCCACCCCCUCUGGUCACCUGGACAAAGGACUGGUAUCCUGUGCCACCUGUCACCAGCAGGCAUGGACUCCUCCCGUCUGGCUCCCUACGUUUGGCCCAGGUCCAGGUGGGUGACAGUGGCCACUACGAGUGCACAGCCAGUAACCCUGCGGGGUCCACCUCCCGUGGCUACGUCCUCAGGGUGCAAGUGCCUCCUCAGGUGCAGCCAGGCCCUCGAGUCCUGAAGGCGCUGGCGGGAGAAGCCCUGGAUCUGAACUGCGUGGCCGAGGGCUACCCUGAGCCCCAGCUGACCUGGUCCAAGGAUGGGCAAGCCCUGUGGGGUGGGGGACCUGAGGGCUCUGUCCACUUUGCGGCCAUCAGAACCUCUGACGCUGGUAGAUACCGCUGUGAGGCCUCCAACAGCGCUGGGAUGGACUCCUGGGAGGUGGAACUCAGAGUGCUGGAGCCACCCCACUGGGGGGCUGACGAGACCAGCGGCCUGCUGGAGCGAGUGGCCGGAGAGAAUGCCAGCCUGCCAUGCCCUGCCAGAGGGACACCUGCACCACAGGUGACGUGGCGGAAGGGUCCAUCCUCAGAGCCCCUGGGGGGCCAGCCGGGUGUGGCAGUUCUGGACGAAGGGUCUCUCUUCCUGGCCUCCGUGUCGCCCAUGGACAGUGGAGACUAUGAGUGCCAGGCCACCAACGAGGCAGGCUCUGCAUCCAGAAGAGCCAAGCUGGUGGUUCAUGUCCCCCCCAGCAUCCGGGAGGAUGGGCGCAAGGCCAACGUGUCAGGCAUGGCCGGGCAGUCCCUGACACUGGAGUGUGACGCAAAUGGUUCCCCAUCCCCAGAGAUCGUGUGGCUGAAAGACGGGCAGCUGAUUGCCGAGGCCAGCAGCCACCACCUGCUGGAUGGGGCCCGCUCCCUGCACUUCCCCAGGAUCCAGCAGGGUGAUUCUGGCCUCUAUUCCUGCCGGGUGGAGAACCAGGCUGGGACUGCCCAGAGGGACUUCAAUCUCCUUGUGCUCAUCCCGCCAUCUGUGCUUGGAGCUGGGGCCGCCCAGCAAGUGCUGGGCCUGGCUGGUGCUGAUGUGGAGCUGCGAUGUCAGACGUCUGGGGUCCCCACACCCCAGGUGGAGUGGACCAAGGACGGGCAGCCUGUCCUCCCCGGACACCCUCACCUGCAGCUCCAGGAGGAUGGCCAGGUUCUGAGAAUCGCCAGCAGUCACCUGGGGGAUGAGGGACAAUACCAGUGUGUGGCCUUCAGCCCAGCCGGCCAGCAGGCCAAAGACUUCCAGCUCAGAGUCCAUGCACCCCCCACCAUCUGGGGCUCUGAUGAGACAGGCGAGGUGGCUGUCAUGGAAGGCCACCCGGUGCAGUUCCUGUGUGAGGCCCGAGGAGUGCCCACCCCUAAUAUCACCUGGUUCAAGGAUGGAACCCUGCUGUCCCCCAGCGCUGAGAGGGUCUACACAAGAGGCGGUCGGCAGUUGCAGCUGGGGAGGGCCCAGAGCUCAGAUGCUGGUGUCUACACCUGCAAGGCCAGCAAUGCUGCAGGGGACGUGGAGAAGGCCACCAGGCUGGAGGUUUACGUCCCACCCACCAUUGAGGGUGCCAGUGGAGGACCAUACAUGGUGAAGGCGGUGGCUGGGCAGCCUGUGGAGCUAGAAUGUGUGGCCAGAGGCCACCCAACCCCCACCCUCUCCUGGCACCACGAGGGGCUGCCUAUGGCAGAGAGCAAUGAGACAUGGCUGGAGACAGGUGGCGUGCUCAGGCUGCAGAGCCCAGGGGAGGCAUCCAGCGGCCUGUACAGCUGUGUGGCCAGCAGCCCUGCAGGAGAGGCUGUGCUCCAGUACUCCGUGGAGGUGCAGGUGCCCCCACAGCUCCUGGUGGCUGAAGGCUUGGGCCAGGUGACCACCAUUGUGGGACAACCCUUGGAACUUCCCUGCCAGGCUUCGGGUUCCCCAGCACCCACUGUCCAGUGGCUACAGAAUGGCCGCCCAGCCGAGGAACUGGCUGGGGUGCAGGUGGCCUUGCAGGGGGCCACGCUGCACAUCAACCAUGUGGAGCUGGGCCACGCGGGCCUCUUCUCCUGCCAAGCCACCAAUGAGGCAGGCACUGCGGGGGCUGACGUGGAGGUGUCUGUGCAUGAGUCCCCAUCAGUUAACAUUGUCCAGGGUGAGAACAUCACAGCUCCUUUCCUGCAGCCUGUGACCCUCCAGUGCACAGGUUCUGGGGUGCCUCCCCCAAGCCUCCGCUGGUGGAAGGAUGGGGUGGCCCUGGCAUCUUCUGGGGGGAGACUGCAGAUAGAGAAGGUGGACUUGAGGGACGAAGGUGUCUACACUUGUGCCGCUACCAACCUGGCUGGGGAGAGCAAGCAGGACGUGGCGCUGAAGGUUUUGGUUCCCCCCAACAUUGAGCCGGGCCCAGUCAACAAGGCAGUGCUGGAAAAUGCCUCGGUGACCCUGGAGUGUCUGGCUUCGGGUGUGCCCCCUCCUGAUGUCUCUUGGUUCAAGGGCCGCCGGCCAGUCUCUGCCCGGACAGGUGUGAGAGUAUCAGUUGAUGGGAGAGUUCUCCGCAUUGAGCGUGCCCGGCUCUCUGAUGCUGGGAGCUACCGAUGCGUGGCAUCUAACGUGGCAGGCAGCACAGAGCUGCAGUAUGGCCUCCGGGUGAAUGUACCCCCCCGAAUCACAUUGCCACCCAGCCUGCCAGGCCCGGUGCUGCUCAAUACCCCUGUCCGGCUGACCUGCAAUGCUACUGGCGCCCCCAGCCCCACACUGUUGUGGCUGAAGGAUGGAAACCCUGUGUCCUCGGCAGGGACCCCAGGCCUCCAGGUCUUCCCUGGGGGCCGGAUGCUCACCUUGGCCAGCGCCCGGGCCUCCGACUCUGGCAGGUACUCUUGCGUGGCUGUGAGCGCGGUGGGCGAGGACCACCGGGAAGUCAUCCUGCAAGUCCACAUGCCCCCGAGCAUCCUUGGAGAAGAGCAGAAUGUGUCCGUCAUGGUCAAUGAGUCCGUGGCCCUGGAGUGCCAGAGCCACGCUGUGCCCCCUCCCGUGCUGAGCUGGUGGAAGGAUGGGCGCCCCCUGGAGCUGCGGUCUGGCGUCAGGCUCUCUGCAGACAAGGCCGUACUACAGGUGGACAGGGUGGAAGUGUGGGAUGCUGGCCGUUAUACCUGUGAAGCCCUGAAUGAGGCAGGCCGCUCGGAGAAACACUACAACCUGAACGUCUUGGUUGCUCCAGUGUUCCCCUCGGGCGAAUCCCACACCCUGACUGUGAGCGAGGGGCACCCCACAAGGCUGUCCUGCGAAUGCCAGGGUGUCCCCUUCCCCAAGAUCUCCUGGAGGAAGGAUGGUCAGCCCCUGCCCGGGGAAGGGACUGGCCUCGAGCAAGUGUCGGCUGUGGGGAGACUGCUGUACCUGGGACAGGCCCGGCCGGCCCAGGAGGGGACGUACACCUGUGAGUGCAGCAAUGUGGCAGGGAGCAGCAGCCAGGAGCAGCGGCUGGAAGUACACGUUCCCCCCCAGAUCACUGGUCCCCAGGAGUCCCCCACACAGCUCUCUGUGGUCCAGGAUGGGACAGCCACUCUGGAAUGCAAUGCCACGGGGAAACCACCUCCGACGGUGACAUGGGAGCGGGACGGCCAGCCUGUGGGUGUUGAGCUGGGCUUGAGGAUACAGAACCAGGGCCAGAGCCUGUAUGUGGAACAAGCACAGGCUGCCCACGCCGGACGCUACAGCUGUGUGGCCGAGAAUGUGGCCGGGAGGGCGGAGAGGAGGUUUGCACUCUCCGUGCUGGUGCCCCCACAGCUCAUUGGAGACUUGGGCCCAUUGACCAACAUCACUGCCACCUUGUACAGCCCCUUGACGCUACUCUGUGAAGCCUCCGGGGUCCCACCCCCGGCUGUCCGCUGGUUCCGAGGGGAAGAGCCCAUCAGCCCUGGAGAGGACACCUACCUGAUGGCAGGUGGCUGGAUGCUAAAGAAGACUCAGGUGCAGGAGCAAGACAGAGGCCUCUACUCAUGCCUGGCGAGCAACAAGGCUGGGGUGGUGCAGAGGAACUUCAGCGUGGAGGUCCUGGUUCCUCCCAGGAUGGAGAAUGAGGACCUAGAGGAGGUGAUCAGGGUCACUGAGGGUCAGACUGCUCACCUAACAUGCAACGCCACAGGCCACCCACAGCCCAAAGUCAUGUGGUUCAAAGAUGGCCGGCCCCUGGCUGGAGGAGAUGCCUUCCACAUCUCCCCAGAGGGGGCCCUCCUGCAUGUCCUUCAGGUGAACCUGUCCAGUGCUGGCCACUACUCCUGCAUUGCAGCCAACACUGCGGGGGAGAAGACCAAACACUUCCAGCUUAGUGUCCUAGUGGCCCCUGCCAUCCUGGGAGUAACUGAGGACAGUGCAGACGAGGAGGUGACCGUGUUCAUCAGCAACCCCAUUUCUCUGAUCUGCGAAGCGCUGGCCUUCCCUUACCCCAACAUCACCUGGAUGAAGGACGGGGCCCCUUUUGAGGCCUCCAAGAACAUCCAGCUUCUCCCAGGCACCCGUGGGCUGCAGAUCCUGAAUGCCCAGAAGGAAGACGCUGGCCAGUACACCUGUGUGGUCACCAAUGAGCUGGGCGAGGCUAUGAAAAACUACCAUGUGGAAGUCCUCAUCCCCCCUUCCAUCUCCAAAGAUGACCCCUCAGGGGAGGUCGGCGUGAAGGAAGUGAAGACCAAGGUCAACAGCACCUUGACCCUGGAGUGUGAGUGCUGGGCUGUGCCCCCACCCACCAUCCACUGGUACAAAGACGGGCAGCCUGUCACCCCCAGCCAGAGGCUCCAGGUCCUGGGCGAAGGGCGGCUACUCCAGAUCCAGCCCACGCAGGUCUCAGACUCAGGCCGGUACCUGUGCAUGGCCACCAAUGUGGCUGGCGAGGAUGACCAGGACUUCAACGUGCUUAUCCAGGUGCCCCCCAUGUUUCAGAAGGUGGGUGAUGCCGGUGCAGCCUUUGAGAUGCUGUCCCAGGAGGAAGAAGCCCGGGGUGGGGUGACGGAAUAUAGACAGGUCGUGGAGAACAGCCCAGCCUACCUGUACUGUGACACCAACGCAAUCCCACCCCCAGAGCUCACCUGGUACAGGGAGGAUCGGCCCCUCUCAGCUGCAGAUGCGGUGUCUGUGCUGCAAGGAGGCCGGGUCCUGCAGCUCCCCCUAGUGCGGGCAGAGGAUGCUGGGAGGUACUCUUGCAAGGCCUCCAAUGAGGUGGGCGAGGACUGGCUGCACUACGAACUGUUCGUGCUGACCCCACCUGUGAUCCUAGGCGACACAGAGGAACUGGUGGAAGAGGUGACAGUCAAUGCCAGCAGCACCAUCAGCCUGGAGUGCCCGGCCCUGGGUAACCCUAUGCCCACCAUCUCGUGGCUCCAGAAUGGGCUGCCUUUCUCCCCAAGCCCACGGCUGCAGGUCCUGGAGGACGGGCAGGUCUUGCAGGUUUCCACCGCAGAAGCGGCUGAUGCCGCCAGCUACAUGUGUGUGGCUGAGAACCAGGCGGGCUCUGCGGAGAAGCUCUUUACUCUCAGAGUCCAAGUCCCACCACGAAUCGCAGGCCUGAACUCGGAGAAGGUCACUGCCAUCCUCAAUAGCAGCGUCUCCCUCCGUUGUGAUGUCCAUGCUCACCCAAGCCCUGAGGUCACAUGGUACAAGGACAGCCGGGCCCUCUUCUUGGGUGAAGAGGCCUUCCUCCUCCCUGGCACCCACACUUUGCACCUGGCGCGAGCACAGCCAUCAGACUCCGGGACAUACACAUGCGAGGCCCUCAACGCUGCCGGCCGAGACCAGAAGCUGGUACAGCUGAGUGUGCUGGUUCCCCCCACCUUUAGGCAGGCCCGCAACAGCCUCCAGGAUGCAAUCGUGGUGCGGGCCGGGGACAAGGCUGUCCUGAGCUGUGAGACAGACUCGCUCCCUGAGCCAGCUGUCACCUGGUACAAGGAUGGGCAGCCUCUGGUCUUAGUUCAGCGGACUCAGGCUCUCCAGGGUGGACAGAGGCUGGAGAUUCUAGAAACCCAGGUGUCGGAUAAAGGUUUGUACAGUUGUAGCGUCAGCAAUGUAGCUGGGGAGGCUGUGCGGACUUUCAUCCUCACCAUCCAGGUGCCUCCCGUGUUUGAGAACCCCAAGACGGAGACAGUGAGCCAGGUGGCUGGGAGCCCUCUAGUCCUGAUCUGUGAUGUGUCCGGGCUUCCCGCACCCACAGUUACUUGGCUGAAGGACAGAAUGCCUGUGGAGAGCAGUGUGGUUCACGGCGUGGUCUCCAGAGGGGGCCGCCUCCAGCUGAGCCGCCUGCAGCCGGCCCAGGCUGGCACCUACACAUGCGUGGCUGAGAACGCCCAGGCCGAGGCCCGCAAGGACUUUGUGGUGUCUGUGCUGGUGGCCCCUCGGAUCCGGAGCUCAGGCGAGGCACAGGAGCACCAUGUCUUAGAGGGACAGGAGGUGUGGCUGGACUGCGAGGCUGAUGGACAGCCGCCACCUGAUGUGGUCUGGCUAAAGGAUGGCAGCCCACUGGACCAGGGUGUGGGCUCCCACCUCCGGUUCUACCAGGACGGCAGCUCCCUUGUGCUUAAGGGCCUGCAGGCUUCGGACUCUGGCGCCUACACCUGCGUGGCCCACAGCCCGGCUGGGGAGGAUGCCAGGCUGCACACAGUGAACGUGCUGGUGCCCCCCACCAUUGAGCAGGGAGCAGACGGCUCAACAAUUCUGGUGAGCAGGCCUGGGGAGCUGGUGACCAUGGCGUGCCCCACCCGGGGGUCCCCACCCAUCCACGUGAGCUGGCUCAAGGACAGUUUGCCCCUUGCGCUGUCCCAGCGCACCCACCUGCACAGCUCUGGCCGCACCCUCAGGAUUUCCCGGGUGCAGCUGGCGGAUGCUGGCAUCUUCACUUGCGUGGCCUCAAGUCCAGCUGGUGUGGCAGACAGGAACUUCACCUUGCAGGUGCACGUGCCCCCUGUCCUGGAGCCAGCAGAGUUCCAGAAUGAUGUGGUGGUGGUCCGUGGCUCCUCAGUGGUCCUCCCCUGCGAGGCCCAAGGCAUCCCCCUGCCCCUCGUAUCAUGGAUGAAGGAUGGGGAGCCUUUGUCACCCCAGAGCCAGGAGCAGGGUCCCGGCUUACGGCUAGAGGCCACGGAAGCAGCUGAUUCAGGGACCUACUCCUGUGUGGCACUGAGCGAGGCAGGGGAAGCCAGGAGGCAUUUCCAGCUGACCGUCAUGGAUCCCCCCCACAUCAAGGACUCAGAAUGGCCUGAAGAGCUGUUGCUGACCCCUGGUGCCCCCCUGGAGCUUGUCUGUGAUGCCCAGGGCACCCCCAAGCCCAACAUCACCUGGCAUAAGGAUGGGCAGGCCCUGAGCCGCCUGGAGAACAGCAGUAGAGCUGGCCGGAUGCUCCGGGUAGAGGGUGUGCAGGUGGGCGAUGCUGGGCUGUACACCUGCCUGGCUGAGAGCCCUGCAGGUGAAGUGGAGAAGAGCUUCUGGGUCAGGGUUCAAGCCCCUCCAAACAUUGUUGGGCCCCAAGGCCCCCGCUCUGUGGUCGGCCUGGCUCCGGGGCAGCUGGUCCUGGAGUGUCCUGUAGAGGCAGAGCCAGCGCCUGAGAUUGAGUGGCACCGAGACAGCGUCCUGCUGAAGGAGGACGCCCACACACAGUUCCCUGAGCAGGGCAGGUUCCUCCAGCUGCAGGCCCUGAGCACGGCCGAUGGCGGCAACUACAGCUGCACAGCCCACAAUGCUGCAGGCAGCAGCAGCGUGGCCUUCCUCGUGGAGAUCCACACUUCACCCACCAUAAGGGCAGGACCGCCCUCUGUGAAUGCCUCGGUGAACCAGACGGCCCUGCUGCCCUGCCAGGCCGACGGCAUGCCCCAGCCCCUCGUGAGCUGGAGGAAGGAUGGGGCCCCCGUGGAUCCUGGGAGCCCCAGGUUUGAAGUUCUGCCCGAAGGUUCACUGAGGAUCCAGCCAGUCCUCGUCCAGGAUGCAGGCCACUACAUCUGCCUGGCAUCCAACUCUGCGGGCUCCGAUCGGCAAGCCCGCCACCUCCAGGUCUUUGAGCCUCCAGCCAUUGCCCCCAGCCCCGCCAACCUGACCCUGACUACCCACACCCCAGCCUCACUGCCCUGUGAGGCCAGCGGCUCCCCCAAACCCCUGGUGACCUGGUGGAAGGAUGGACAGAAGCUGGACUCCCGCCUGCAGCAGGGUGCCUACCGGCUCCUGCCCUCCAAUGCUCUGCUGCUCACAGCCCCCAGCCCCCAGGAUGAAGCCCAGUUUGAGUGCGUGGUGAGCAACGAGGUGGGUGAGGCCCGCAGGCUCUACCAGGUGACUGUUCACGGGCCUCCCACCAUUGCUGAUGACCAGACAGACUUCACUGUGACCACAAUGGCACCUGUAGUCCUCACGUGCCACAGCACCGGUGUGCCAGCUCCAACUGUGUCCUGGAGCAAGGCAGGCACCCAGCUAGGGGUGCGGGGGAGCGGCUAUCGUGUCUCACCUUCAGGCGCACUGGAGAUCAGGCAGGCCCUUCCCAUCCACACUGGCCGCUACACCUGCACAGCCCGCAACUCUGCUGGUGUGGCCCACAAGCACGUGGUCCUCACUGUGCAAGCCGCCCCUGUGGUGAAGCCGUUGCCCAGUGUGGUUCAAGUGGUGGCACAAGAGGAGGUACUGCUGCCCUGUGAGGCCUCAGGCAUCCCCCGGCCAACCAUCACCUGGCAGAAGGAAGGGUUCAGUGUCCCUGCAGGAGCAAGUACCCGGGUCCUACCAAGCGGACAGCUGCGGAUUAUCCGUGCCAGCCCUGAGGAUGCUGGGAACUAUUUCUGCAUUGCUCAGAACAGCAUAGGCAGCGCCAUUGGGAAAAUGCGGCUGGUGGUGCAAGUUCCACCAGUGAUUGAGAAUGGCCUCCCGGACCUGUCCACCACUGAAGGCUCCCAUGUCCUCUUGCCCUGCACAGCCAGGGGCAGUCCCGAGCCUGACAUCACCUGGGACAAAGACGGCCAGCCUGUGUCAGGCCCCGAGGGGAAGUUCACCAUCCAGCCUUCUGGGGAGCUGCUGGUGAAGGAGCUGGAGGGCCAGGACGCAGGCACCUAUACCUGCACCGCUGAGAACACCGCGGGCCGUGCCCGCCGCCGCGUGCACCUCACCAUCCUGGCGCUGCCUGUGUUCACCACUCUGCCUGGGGACCGCAGCCUGCGCCCCGGGGACAGGCUGUGGCUUCGCUGUGCGGCCCGGGGCAGCCCUACCCCCCGCAUUGGCUGGAUCAUCAACGACCAGCCAGUCACAGAAGGGGUGUCAGAACAGGACGGGGGCAGCACGCUGCAGCGGGCUGCGGUCACCAGACAGGACAGCGGGACCUAUGUCUGCUGGGCUGAGAACAGAGUGGGCCGUGUACAGGCAGUCAGCUUUAUCCACGUGAAGGAGGCUCCUGUCCUACAAGGGGAGGCUUUCUCCUACCUGGUGGAACCUGUGGGGUCCAGUGUCCAGCUAGACUGUGUGGUCCAUGGAGACCCAACACCCAACAUCCACUGGAUGAAAGAUGGCCUUCCCCUGCAGGGCAGCCGUCUCCGGCGCCAGCUACAGAAUGGCUCACUGAUCAUUCCCAGGACUGAGAGGGACGACGCGGGACAGUACCAGUGCCUGGCAGAGAACGAGAUGGGCACCGUGAAGAAAGUGGUGCUCCUUGUACUGCAGAGUGCCCCAAUGUUCCAGGUGGAGCCCCAGGACAUGACAGUGAGAUCCGGGGACAAUGUGGCCCUGCCGUGUGAGGCCACUGGAGAGCCAGCACCCACAGUUGAGUGGCUGCGGGCGGGCCAGCCCUUGGAGAGCAGCCAGCGGCUCCGGACCCUGCCCGACGGGAGCCUGUGGCUGCCGCGCGUGCAGGCUGAGGAUGCUGGUGUGUACGAGUGUGUCGCUUACAACCUCCUGGGUUCUGUCACAGCCCGUGCGUUGCUGGCCGUGAGAGGGAAGCCCUGGGGGAGCCGGGGCAGCAUGAUUGGAGUGAUCAAUGGCCAGGAAUUUGGUGUGGCCACACUCAACACCAGCGUACAGCAGGAGGUGCGUUCUGGGGUCACCACCAUCCAGAGCAGCAUCAUCCACAUCCCAGCAAAUGUGGGGCCUCUGAUGCGGGUGCUUGUGGUCACUAUCUCCCCCAUCUACUGGGCCCUGGCUGGAGAGAGUGGGGAGGCCCUGAAUGGCCACUCUCUGACUGGUGGCAGCUUCCGGCAGGAGUCACAUGUGGAGUUUGAUACAGGGGAGCUGCUCAGGAUGACCCAGGUGGCUCGGGGCCUGGAUCCAGAUGGCCUCUUGCUCCUCGACAUGGUGGUUGAUGGCAUUGUCCCUGAGAGCCUAGCUGAUGAAGAUCUUCAAGUGCAGGAUUUCCAGGAGCGCUAUGUGCAGACAGGGCCCGGCCAGCUGUUUGUGGGCUCUACGCAGCGCUUCCUCCAAGGCAGCGUCCCAGGGUUCCUGCGCUGCAACCACAGCAUCCAGUACGCUGCAGCCCGGGGCCCCCAGCCCCAUCUGGUGCAGCACCUGCAGGCCUCAGCUAUCAGCACGGCCUUCGACCCUGAGGCCGAGGCCCUGCGCUUCCAGCUUGACACAGCCCUGCAGACUGAGGAGAACGAAGUUGGCUGCCCUGAGGGCUUUGAGUUGGACUCCCAGGGAGACUUCUGUGUGGACAGGGACGAGUGCUCAGGCGGCCCGAGCCCCUGUUCCCACUCCUGCCUCAACGCACCUGGACGCUUCUCCUGUUCUUGCCCGGCCGGCUUCACCUUGGCCUGGGAUGACAGGAACUGCAGAGAUGUGGACGAGUGUGCAGGGGAUGCCCACCUCUGCCGAGAGGGACAGCGCUGCGUGAACCUGCUGGGGUCCUACCGCUGUAUCUCUGACUGCGGGCCUGGUUUCCGGAUGGCUGCUGACAGGGCCGGCUGUGAAGAUGUGGAUGAAUGCCAGGAGGGACUGGAUGAGUGUCACUACAACCAGCUCUGUGAGAACACCCUGGGCAGUCACCGCUGCGGCUGCCCCAGGGGGUACCGGAUGCAAGGUGCUGGCCUGCCUUGCCUAGAUGUCAACGAGUGCCUGCAGCUGCCUAAGGCCUGCGCCUACCAAUGCCACAACCUCCGGGGCAGCUACCGCUGCCUGUGCCCACCAGGCCAGACCCUCCUCCGUGAUGGCAAGACCUGUGCCGUACUGGAGCAGAGUGAACAAAAUGUGACCACGGUCAGCUACCAGGGCCUUUUUGUGCCCUGGCCGCAGCCCCGGGUCCCCAUCCCUGGUGGCUCCUAUCAUGCCUGGGUUUCCCUCCGUCCAAGACCUGGAGCCCUGGGCAGCACAGGCCGGGCCUGGUGCCCCCCUGGCUUCAUCAGGCAGAACGGAGUCUGUAUAGACCUCGACGAGUGCCGGGUGCAGGGCCUGUGCCAGCACGCCUGCCGCAACACCAAAGGCAGCUACCAGUGCCUCUGCCCCGCCGGCUACCGCCUCCUCCCCAGUGGGAAGAACUGCCAGGAUAUCAAUGAGUGUGAGGAGGACGGCGUUGAGUGUGGGCCUGGCCAGAUGUGCUUCAACACCCGAGGCAGCUACCAGUGUGUGGACACAUCCUGUCCUGCCACUUACCGGCAGGGCCCCAGCCCUGGGACGUGCUUCCGACGCUGCUCUCAGGACUGCGGCGCCGACGGCCCCUCCACGCUGCAGUACCGGCUGCUGCCUCUGCCCCUGGGCGUGCGCGCCCACCACGACGUGGCGCGCUUGGUCGCCUUCUCCGACGCAGGUGUCCCAGCCAACCGCACUGAGCUCAGCGUGCUGGAGCCCGACCCGCGCAGCCCGUUCGCGCUGCGCCCGCUGCGCGCUGGUCAUGGCGCGGUCUACACCCGCCGCGCCCUCACCCGCGCCGGCCUCUACCGGCUCACCGUGCGCGCCGCCGCGCCGCGCCACCAGAGUGUCUUCGUCCUGCUCAUCGCGGUGUCCCCCUACCCCUACUGAGGCAGUGAGGGUCACUAGCUGUAGCUCUGGGACCAGUGUGACGCCCUGGGAAGGGGGGCGGGGAGGAACCGUCUCGGCCCCCACCGCCUGGCCAGGCUAGGAAAGGUACAGGGUGGCCCUGGCCCAUGCCAUCUGCUGUGGCAAGAGGAACGUCAUCUUCUGCCGCCUCCGUGCGUCAACGAAACCGUUAGUAAACACAACCCUGUGCCUAGCCUUGAUCUCAGGACAGCGAGGACCUGAGUUCGCACAGGCAGGUGCCAAAGGUUGUCAAAGCCCCAGGCAAGGCUGGGGGUGAAGCCUCAGAGGGAGGCAGGGACAGAGGGCACCGGGGUGCCCAAGAGGAGGGGCAGCCCCUGUGCUGACGGCAGCAGCGGUCCCUGUCCACACCUCUGACACUAUCGUUCUGAACCCAGCGUGUGUGUAUGAUAUAAAAACGAUUGUUUUUAACGGA
This is a messenger RNA of Otolemur garnettii (small-eared galago), 15676 nucleotides long. It is a transcript of the gene HMCN2, whose product is annotated as hemicentin 2. Lineage: Eukaryota; Metazoa; Chordata; Mammalia; Primates; Galagidae. Gene Ontology annotation, molecular function: axon guidance receptor activity; calcium ion binding. Gene Ontology annotation, cellular component: plasma membrane; axon; neuronal cell body. The transcript has 98 exons. Gene Ontology annotation, biological process: synapse organization; homophilic cell-cell adhesion. The record is from RefSeq and is a predicted model, not a curated record. Bases 7 to 15225 code for a protein of 5072 amino acids.